Messenger RNA from Magnolia sinica, 3015 nucleotides. Its product is annotated as putative disease resistance protein At4g19050. The record is from RefSeq and is a predicted model, not a curated record. Bases 1 to 3015 code for a protein of 1004 amino acids. NCBI's taxonomy places the organism in Eukaryota, Viridiplantae, Streptophyta, Magnoliopsida, Magnoliales, Magnoliaceae. The transcript has a single exon. Gene Ontology annotation, molecular function: ADP binding; protein binding.
AUGGCUACUCAAGGAGGAAGUGAUGUAACAACAUUCGAGAGACAGCUGGAGAACUUUCCAGCUGAUGUUAAACGUGCAGGUGAAAGGCUCUUGGAUUGCUUUGAAAAUCCAAGCAUCGGAGUCAUUGGUGUCUCAGGGUUUUAUGGCAUAGGUGGAUGGAGUAUCGUCGAAUAUGCAGCUCGAAAAGCAAAAGAAUCCCAUCUCUUCCAUUUACAGAUACCUGUAAAGGUAUUGCGAAGGGAUUUAAUUCAUCGUGAUAUGAUAAUGGAAAUCGCGUCCCAGUUAGGGUUGAAAGACGCCAGUAUUACUGACGACGAAGGGAAAAUAGAUAUGAUCAAGUUCUCAGAAGUUUCACAUAAAAUCUAUAAAUCACUAAGAGGGCGAAGGUUCUUGCUGAUGAUAGGAUAUGUGGUCGAGUCCACCGAGAUGAAGUUCUUGGGAGUUCCCUUCGGUAGCUCAACGACGUAUGAUUCCAAGAUCGUUUUCAUAGGCUUUUCGGAACGCAGUGCCAUAAUCAGUAAUGUGACCAUUAAGCUGGAGGAAUUGUCGGCAGAUGUGUUACGCGAAGAGGCCAUCGAUGUAGCCCAUUCUCGCAGUGUUGAGGGAUGUUUUUCUCCCGACACGGUCCUCGACUGCUUCUUCUACCUCUUGUUAUUCGGCAAAGAGGGCUGCUGUGUAGAAUGGCUGACAAGGUAUUGGAUUGCCGAGGGAUUCAUUGGUAGAGGUAGUACGGAAGAAUAUGAGAAUUUGGUGCUUGAGCAGAAGAAUGUCGAGGCUCUAUUGAAAGAACUUGAGGUCCAUUUCAUGGUAGAAAGGAGUGACGAAGGCAGAGAUAAGUGGCGACUUCCCCAUCAGGUUCGCAUGGCAUCUCAAUCUCUAAAAAGCGCAUCAACUCAUGGAAGAUUCUGGACUAAAGCAUCAAUACCGAGAGAGAACAGAGAGUGGGAAGAAAUUCAUAGGAUGAAUGUAUGGUUAUUGAAAAAAGACACAUUCCUUCCUUACACUCCUCCUAAAUGCUCCAAACUCUCUACUUUGAAGUUUGGAUUGUUUUCUCCACUUCUUCAUAAUCUCAAAAUCGUCAUUCCAGACCCCUUCUUUGAGCAAAUGCAGGAACUUCGAGUCCUUAUGCUUUAUGGCCUAGUUAACAAAUAUCUGCCCCCGUCCAUCUCCUGCUUACACAAUCUCAGACUUCUACGAAUACAAUCGUGCAAUUAUGUACAAUCUCUUCCUGCUUCCUUACAAUCUCUGCACAAACUCGAGUUCCUUGAACUUUCAGAAUCUUCUGCUUUCAUGUCAAUAUCAGAGGAGUGCUUUCAACACAUGACCAACCUUCGAUUUCUCUGCCUCGAUAAAAUGAACAUCAGAUCACUGCCUUCCUCACUCUCCAAGCUGUUCAAGCUCCACCAACUCAUGUUAAUAAAAUGCGGCUCUUUGACGGAAAUCCCAGAUGAAAGCUUCGAGUGUAUGCAGUGGCUACGAGUUCUCGACUUGAGUGGUGAUUCUAAUCUGAAAUCUCUACCAUCCUCGCUCUCCAAGUUGAGCAAUCUUAGGCAGCUUGUACUCGCAAAUUGCUCUUCCUUAAAGAUGAAGUUGCUGCCACUUCUGCAAAACCUCUCUGCUCUGGAGGAGCUUAGUCUCUGUAACUGUAAUUCCCUGGAAGAUAUUGAGGAUGUCUCUUCUUCAAUUGGAAAUAUCAUGCCAAAGCUUCGUAUGCUUGAUCUUUCUGGAAUUGGGGCCCUUCGGCAGCUGUACUUGCAUGGUUGCCAAAGCUUAGAGUCUCUAACCUUAGAUGGGCUGACAAGCCUUCAACUACUUAGUCUUUCAGGUACCAGACUCGAAAAGUUUCCUGAAAAUAUUCACCGGAUGGAUGGUCUAAGAUGGCUGGAGAUGCUACGCAUGGAUCACAUUCGUGAAAUCAACUGGGAUGUGUUGGGUAUUGAGCUUGAAGAACUCAACAUUGAUCAAUGUCGCGCCCUUGAUUCAUCAACUGAUGAUGAACAGCCGAGAAAUAGAGGUGGGGCUCGCAUAAGGGUUAGUAAUUCAAAGCUUUUACGAUCCCUUAUGCCAUCUUCAAAAUUGUGGGGAGCAAAAUGCUUCUCCCAAUUCCAUAUCUACGUCUCUCCUUGCAAAUUCCACCAACGAGGAACUGGUAAGGGCAUCAAUCUCCGCCAGGGAAGGCAAUUCAUAUAUAAAGACAUUGAUUCCAAGAUCCAAAAACGUAAUGUACGUUUAUUUAAAAUCCAUUUCGACAGGCAUUUGGAAAUCAGAGGUAAUAGUUCCCCAAACGGUAUUGAUGGGGUUCUGGCUCACACGGAAUUAUUCACUCUGUGUGACAACUCCCUUUUCAGAAGAUUAUUGGAUUUUGGUGACGUCGAUAAAAUGGCAGAAUUGAAAGAAUGCCAAGUGGAGAGGUGCGACCGGUUGGAGACAUUCUUCGAGGGAGAGAAUGCAAGCUCUGAUAGUUUAAGUCUACUAGAAAAUAUCUGGAUGUCCAAUCUUGGAAGACUUAGGAGCGUUUGUGAGGGUACUUAUGGGAGCCGAAGCUUUGCAAACCUAAAGCACAUACGUUUGGAUUACUGCCCUAAACUCAUCGUCGUCUUCUCCUCAAGUGUAUGCUUACAAAGCUUGGAAAUGCUCGAGAUCAAGUUCUGCAGUAGACUGGAGGCUGUGUUUGAAGAGGAUGCUAUACCUCAUGGCUCGCUCCAACGACUGCACACGGUAUAUCUGUGGGAGCUGCCGAAGCUGGAGAGUAUUUCCCAGAGCAUUUACUUGUCGGCGAUGAAGAAGCUGAGAGUGAGGGGAUGUUGGAAGCUGAAGAAGCUUCCUCUUUGUGUCGGUGACAAUGAUUCUGCUUCUAAUUCCAUUAGUGGGGGUGGCGGUAUAGAGGUGGGAGGUGAGUUGAAAUGGUGGGAUAAUCUCAAAUGGGAAAAUGGGUGCAUCAAGAACCAGAUCAACUUCAAAGAAUCGCGCCGCCCUUACCCUCUGUCGAUAAUUCCUCUCUCUUCGAAGCUGUGA